AUGGAUUAUUUCACAGUUAAACAGAAUUAUUACACCGGUAAUUAUUCUCAAGUAUUAAAGGAAAUCGAUGUCCUAGGUGCUGACGACACUACUCUGUUCUACAAAGCCAGAUCUCAAAUUGCUCUAGGUUCAUACGAAUCCAAUGCUUCCGCUGGUCAAUUAGGUGCAUCUUUUGAUAGCUACAAUGCCUUUUUGAAGUCCAAGAAAAUCGAAGAUGUAUCAAUUAAAGAGGAUUCAGCUUCCAAUUAUGAAUUGGUCUUAUUGGCUUCUGCUAAUGCUAUUGUUGGUGACUAUGAAACAGCUUCCCAAUUAUGUAACAAAGGUAUUGAUAGCGACGAAGAAGUCGGCAAAUUAGAGUUAUUAUUAUUAGCUGUUGAAAUUUCUUUGUUAAAUGAAAAACCAACUAUUGCUAAGGCUCUAUAUGACAACUUUGUCAACCAAAAGACUGCUCAAGGUGAAUUCUCUAGUGAAGAUGAACUGAUAGUUAACCUUGCUGAAUCAUACAUUAAGUUUUUCACUAACGUUGAUACAACUUCUUCAAAUUUCUAUUACUACAGUGAAAUUUCUCAAAGUUUUUCCACUUGGAGUGCACAAUUACGUUUAUUAAACUCUCAUUUACAACAAGGUCAUUUAACUGAGGCACAAGAUAUAGUGAAGGUCUUAGAGUCAGAAUAUUACUCUGUCCAACAAAAGGAACAAGCUGAUUUGUUCAAACCAGAACUUUUAGUUCAAAAAAUCACAUUGUCUGCCAUGCAAGACGAUGGCAACAUCGAGAGUUUAAGAACCGAAUUGAAAUCAUUAGCUCCAGAACAUGCUUACCUAAAGAAUAACGAAAAAAUAAACAAUAAAUUUGAUGAACUGGUUGUCAAGUACUCCUCAUGA
Molecule: messenger RNA, 882 nt
Organism: Tetrapisispora phaffii CBS 4417
Lineage: Eukaryota; Fungi; Ascomycota; Saccharomycetes; Saccharomycetales; Saccharomycetaceae
Gene: SEC28
Product: coatomer subunit epsilon
Exons: 1
Coding region: 1-882 (293 amino acids)
Biological process (GO): retrograde vesicle-mediated transport, Golgi to endoplasmic reticulum; intra-Golgi vesicle-mediated transport; endoplasmic reticulum to Golgi vesicle-mediated transport
Cellular component (GO): COPI vesicle coat
Molecular function (GO): structural molecule activity; protein binding
Source: RefSeq, a predicted model, not a curated record